UGGUGAUACUGCGGUGGCCUCAAAAGCUCUGAAGACUGAAUUACAAAAGAAACCUGCGGGUUCUUCAAAAUCCAAGAAACCCUCUGUCCCUAAAGACGUCAAACCAACUGAUUCUAAUGAGAAAACAGUUGCCGCGGAAAAGGAUGUGAAAAAGCCACGAAAGCCUGAACGUCUUUCAUUUAAGCAGCGUCUGCGCGCUCGCAAGAUAAAGACGGAGGCCCAGAAAAAGGUUGAACGUCGUCGGAAAUACUUAAGACUUAAAAAAAUAUGUAUUAAGCGUGCCAAAAAGUAUUUACUUGAAUACAAACGCGCCGAAAAGCGUGAGAUUAACUUGCGGCGCAAUGCCGAAAGGUUUGGCAAUUUCUAUGUCCCCGCUGAGCCUCGUUUGGCCUUUGCCGUAAGGAUCCGUGGUAUAAACGGAAUUCACCCAAAGCCCAGGAAGACGCUUCAGUUAAUGCGUUUGCGUCAGAUUAACAACGGCGUGUUUGUUCGCUUGAAUAAGGCCACGCUUAACAUGCUUCGUCUAAUCGAUCCCUAUAUUGCAUGGGGAUAUCCUACACUUAAAACCAUUAGACGUUUGGUUUACAAGCGCGGCUUCUGUAAAGUUCGAGGCCAAAGACUUCCGCUCACCAACGCUCGCAUCCAGCACCGUCUUGGACGCUUUGGCAUUUUGUGCGUGGAGGAUCUCGUUCACGAAAUCUAUACCGUCGGUCCCCAUUUCAAGCAGGCGUCAUCAUUCCUCUGGCGUUUCAAAUUGAAUAACCCCACCGGUGGAUUCCGCAAGAAGGGCAGGCACUUUGUCGAAGGUGGAGAUUUCGGAAACCGCGAAAAUUACAUCAACAAAUUGUUGAAGACCAUGAUAUAA
Messenger RNA from Mesocestoides corti, 865 nucleotides. The record is from the annotation of a GenBank genome assembly. NCBI's taxonomy places the organism in Eukaryota, Metazoa, Platyhelminthes, Cestoda, Cyclophyllidea, Mesocestoididae.